AUGGUGGGUGGUGGAUGGUGUAUGGUGGGGAGUAAUAGUCACGUGUGCGUCGCGUCACCUGAAUCAGGUGAAUGCAGAGCCGACGUUCAAUUUCGCGAGCUAAUUGUUCAUAACGGAAGGUCAUAUCCGGAGGACGCGCCGCCUGCGCUCCCGGCGAGAUUAGGCGCCGUGCCGCACUGCCGCCGCGCCGUCGUGCCGUUGUGCCGCCGUGCCCGCGUGGCCCGUGCCGACUUGCAUAUGAAGAUGAGUGUCAACAAGCGUUCGCCUCUCAGCGAUUCGGAGAGACCCGCCGUCUCUGUGACAGACAUGGAUCCCGUCAUAGAAGAAAACGACAAUGACAGCGACGAGUCUUCGUACUCUGACGUAGGGCGUCUCCGUGAGCGGACCCAGGCUAUGCUGUCUCCAGGUCUGGAGCCUCUCCUGAACUCAUCCUCGUUGCCGAACAGCCGCCGUAUGUCCAGCGACGCCGAUCAGAAGUUGGUUGCGAAUCUUAAUACCAGGCGUCCAUCUGCAAUCAUAGCCGCUUUCCGAAGACCAUCUCAAGCCCUGGCGUUAUGUGCUGCCACUCAGAGAAGGUUCCUAUCAGAGCUGACUCCUCACUCCAGGACUUCGGUAGCUUCACAAGAACAUCCACCUACAACAGUCGAUAUCAUGGGCAGUGAGGCUCUAAGCAAGGCUCUGUCCGCGCUGUAUGCCAAGUUGCUGGUGGUCCUCGGCUUGGCCUUCCCCGUCACUGAAGUUAUUGCAAAAGGUGUUCCCGACGCUUACUACCAGGGCUUUUAUUUAUAUUUAUAUUUAGUGUCCCUCGUAUUCAUAAUAUUUCUUUACGCUGACCUGAUGAGGGAGAAGGCAUUUAAUAUGAUUAUUAAUAGUCGAGAUGGAACCCACAAUGAAGACAAAAACACUCCCGGUAAAGCGACACCUAAAGAGAAGAUAAAACAAAAGGAAACGAUAUCUCGUUACGGCAGUUUUUACUUAAGACUCGGAGCUAUUGCGUUCGGUAUCGGGUCGAUGGUGUACAGCGGCUUGGAGUUCGGUGAAUAUUUUGAGAUGACCGACCGAUGUCGAUCAUUCCUAUCAGCAUUGACACCAGCCCUCCGCAUGGCCCUGACUCUCGCUCAAAUGCAGUUCAUAUUUCUAACGAACAAAGACAUCGAAGCCGGCAGUCACAAAAUGAUUCAGAGGUUCGGUUUCAUGCAUAUGAUAGCGACGAAUCUAUGCGAAUGGUUAUACGUACUAGUUGAAGAGACGAAACAUGAAAUACAUCACUUGGAGCACUCUCUCGUCUCGAAACAGAAUGUAACCUUGAAUAAAUCAAAUGAGAUACCAUGUCGAAGAUCAAACGUGAUGGGUGCGCUGGUUCAUAACGCCUCCCCGUUCCUCUUCCCUUGUACGAUCGAGUACUCCCUUAUCUGCGCUGUCAUAUUAUACGAAAUGUGGAAAGAGGUUAAGUGUACUCCAGAGGAUAUCGAAAAGAAGCUCAAUUACCCUAAAAAUAAAUCGCGUAACAAUUCAGUGACGCCGGAGAAAAUUUUGCAGCAGUUUGCCAACAUGCUGGGAGUCAGUUCUCCUCACGGCAGCCACACAGCUCUGCAUCACUUCUCAGUGGAUUGUUCUCACGCUCACCGCGGUCUCUUCUCCGGGAUCCUUCUCAUUGUGCUCACCAUCAUCUCCUUAAUCAUGUUUUUCGUCUUAGCUCGUACUCCUGAAACGGUUAAUGACGCCAUAUUCGAGGUCAACGUUUGUGAACUGAUACUAUACACUUUGACAAUUCUGGCAUCAGCUGCUGCUUUAAAACAAAUGAGAGUUCUGCCAUACAAAAGGAAAUCUAGAGCGGUGUUAUGUCUCGACACGUCAUUACUGAUCCUGGCUCAGUCUGGCAUGUUCAUAUACUGUAUGUUCAGCCUCAUCGGUUGUCAUCACACUAUGAACCACAGUAACGGCGCGGGACUCACUGGAUUCUUUUCAGAAUUUCUAUCCCUUAAUCAGACCAUACUCCAGUCGUUGUUUAUCAUCGAUGCCUGGUGGAGACGCAGUGCCACGUCUGAGCAACGGAGGAAGAAACCUGGCAGGCAGCUUGUGACUUUCUUACUAGUUGCUAAUAUGGCGAUGUGGGCCAUUAACACAUUGGAGAAGAAUCGAGCAGAAUUCCGUCCAGCACACCUGGUCUUCUACGGACCCUGGGCGUGGACCAUCAUCACGCACACGUCCAUGCCUCUCGCGAUAUUCUACCGCUUCCAUUCCACUAUCUGUCUCUUCGAAAUAUGGAGGAACAGCUACAAGAACAAACCGAUCUACUUGGAUGUUUGA
Danaus chrysippus (African queen) is the source of this 2310-nucleotide messenger RNA. The record is from the annotation of a GenBank genome assembly. NCBI's taxonomy places the organism in Eukaryota, Metazoa, Arthropoda, Insecta, Lepidoptera, Nymphalidae.